Molecule: messenger RNA, 1281 nt
Organism: Symbiodinium natans
Lineage: Eukaryota; Dinophyceae; Suessiales; Symbiodiniaceae
Source: the annotation of a GenBank genome assembly
AUGGCUGACUUCUGGGAUCGGAACUCGUCCACCGAGUGGUUUGACAUGGACCUGAAGAAAACAGUUCCUCUAGUCUUACAUGGUGACGAUGCCGAGUGUCACCGCAGGCGCUCCUUCAUGGUCGUGACAUGGGGGUCAGCAGUUGUGCACGCCACCCCAUGGGACAGUAAGUUUGUCGUUUACGUUGGCGACAACAGCCAAUGUGAUGAGAACUGCUACACUGCGCUUGAUAUGUGGACCACGUGGUCUCUGGUAGAGUUGAUGCUGGGACACUGGCUUGACGUCGACCCAUGGGGGCGGCCCUUUAACCGCGGGAAGAAAGGCACCAUCGCAAAUGGUUGGCGGGCUGUGCUCGCAUUUCACAAAGGUGAUGAGAAGUACAUGCAAAAGGCCUACCACAUGAUCAACUCGGCGACAAGCAAGAACAUCUGCUUUGUUUGCCAGGUGUGGAUGAUGACUACAUCGGACUUCAUCCUGAACGGAUGCAGAGCAAACCCUUUCAUCAGAUUGCCGGGCUUCCACAUCUCCAUGGUCACAAACGACUGGCUUCAUAUCAUUGACCUUACUUUGAUACCGGACGCAGCCGCGUCUGCCUUGUUGGAACUGACCGAGAAUUCCAAUGGACCUUUCCCCGGACGGGACCAGGACGAUCGCCUACGCGCUGCGUAUGUUCAGUUCAGUGCUUUGUGCAAGCAGCACAAUAUCAGCCACUUUGCUCACGUUUCGAAGCAGCUGACAGGCGAGACAAAAAAGAACAACGUGCAGUUCCCGACGAUCGCGCAGAAGCACAUGAAUGGAGCAGAAGCUGUGGUCAUGGCCAAAUGGCUUAUGGGGAUUUGCUUGGCAGAGGCUGCUCGAAAUCCUGGUGAUGUCCACUCUGCGCUCCGAGCCGUUGUGUUCAUCAAUUUGGCGCAGAUGCGGGAUGCGAUAUCCCUGAAAAGAGAUAACCCUUUCUGCACUCUUUCUGAAGCUAACAUCCAGAAGCUGCAGCAGUCCAAUUAUUUGUACCAUUCAGCGCUGAACAGUUUGGCCGUCGAGGCCAUCGAUCAUGGACGAUUGCUCUGGAAAAUCCGACCCAAGGUUCACAAGGCUGACCACCUGGCCUUCGACCUCGCACCUCGGGUGAACCCUCUUGUCCUGAGCUGCUACAUGGACGAAGACGCCGUGGGGAAAAUGAAGAGAUUGGCAAUGAAAUCGCACCCACAACAGCUGGGUCGUCAAGUCCUAGCACGUUACGCAGCCUAUGUCUGCUGUCGUUGGCUACGCAUGCUGGAAAGAUAA